CAUAUUCAGUAUUCACCCUUUUUUCCCAUUUGACCAAUUUCCAUUAUACAGACACGUCACUCUUCAACGCAUUCCACUAGGCGUGUCCAAACGACGACGUUUCCCCCGUUCGUAACCAGGGCAAGAACCCCUUCGCCCUUCAGAUUACGCCACCGCUACUACGCCGUAGCCGCCGGCGAACGAUUUCUGGGUCUUCUGUUUCCACCUCAAAGUUCCGAUCUUUACCCUCAACAUGGCGAAGGAAACAAGUUCAAAAUUGAACAUCGCAAUAAUUCACCCAGAUCUUGGCAUAGGUGGAGCUGAGAGGUUAAUUGUGGAUGCUGCUGUUGAACUUGCAUCACAUGGCCAUAAAGUUCAUGUUUUUACUGCACAUCAUGACAAAAAUAGAUGCUUUGAGGAGACUGUUGCUGGUACCUUUCCGGUUACUGUGUAUGGUUCCUUUCUUCCCCGGCAUAUAUUCUACCGUCUUCAUGCAUUGUGUGCAUACCUUCGGUGCCUAUUUGUUGCUUUCUGUGUACUUUUCAUGUGGCAUUCAUUUGAUGUUAUCCUGGCAGAUCAAGUCUCUGUAGUUAUUCCCAUCUUGAAACUUAAAAGGUCGUCUAAGGUUGUAUUCUACUGUCAUUUUCCAGACUUGUUGCUGGCUCAACAUUCAACUUUCAUUAGGAGGAUGUAUAGAAAACCGAUAGAUUAUGCGGAAGAAAUAACAACUGGAAUGGCUGAUUUGAUACUUGUUAACAGCAACUUCACUGCAUCUACUUUUGCAAAUACUUUUAAGCAUCUAGACGCUAAAGGAAUUCGACCAGCUGUUCUAUAUCCAGCAGUUAAUGUGGAUCAGUUCAACGAACCCAGUUCCCUGAAGCUGAAUUUUCUUUCCAUCAAUCGCUUUGAAAGGAAAAAGAACAUACAAUUAGCAAUUUCAGCUUUUGCCAUGCUUCACUCAACUGAAGGAGUUCUGAAGCACAAGGAUAUUACUAAUGCUUCUUUGACUAUUGCAGGUGGCUUUGACAAACGGUUGAAGGAGAAUGUGGAGUACUUAGAAGAGCUUAAAGAUUUAGCUGAAAAGGAAGGAGUCUCUGAUAAAAUAAGAUUUAUCACAUCUUGCCCUACAGCUGAAAGAAAUGCACUUCUUUCAGAAUGCCUGUGUGUCCUUUACACACCGAAGGAUGAGCACUUUGGCAUUGUUCCUUUGGAGGCAAUGGCUGCUUAUAAACCUGUUAUUGCAUGCAAUAGUGGUGGUCCCGUGGAGUCCAUUAAGAAUGGUGUAACAGGUUUCCUUUGUGAUCCUACACCACAAGAGUUUUCUUUAGCAAUGGCUAAGCUCAUAACUGAUCUUCAAGGAGCAGAAAAAAUGGGCAGAGAAGCUAGGAGGCAUGUUGUUGAGUCAUUCUCUACCAAAUCAUUUGGCCAGCAUCUAAAUAGGUAUCUAGUUGAUAUUCAUAGGGGAAAGGAGGACUAAGUUUAACAUUGGUUUGCGUGAUUUUGCCCUCAAAUUGUUAACUGCUAUUGGUGACCAUUCAACUUGCUGUUCAGGUUUUAGUUGGCUUAGUUAACGUAACUAUUUGCUUACAAGUUCUAUUUUCAAGAUAAUUUUUUAUUUUAUACCAAUAUACCAUGUACAUCUGAAUUACAGAGAUGAUAAGAUGUUCAAUGUUCUGAGGCAAGCAAUGUAGGGUAUUUUCUGACAAUACAAGGUAUUUCAAAGAUGAGAAAUGAUAGCAACACAAAUUCUAAUCCAA
This is a messenger RNA of Cajanus cajan (pigeon pea), 1736 nucleotides long. Its product is annotated as UDP-Glycosyltransferase superfamily protein. Gene Ontology annotation, molecular function: GDP-Man:Man(1)GlcNAc(2)-PP-Dol alpha-1,3-mannosyltransferase activity. Lineage: Eukaryota; Viridiplantae; Streptophyta; Magnoliopsida; Fabales; Fabaceae. The record is from RefSeq and is a predicted model, not a curated record. Gene Ontology annotation, biological process: dolichol-linked oligosaccharide biosynthetic process. Gene Ontology annotation, cellular component: endomembrane system.